CGACUCCCGCGCGCAGUCCAAGCAACCUACCUCGAACCCCUCAAACGAACUCCCACCCAUCGCAUCCCCACCUGCGAUCUCCAACUCCGCUCCUACAGCCUGCGCAACCUCGAGGUCUUCACCGACUUUGCCAUGCGUGCCGCCUACUACCUCAAUCUCCCCGUCUCGGGUCCCGUACCGCUACCGCGCAUCACCGAGCGCUGGACAGUGCCGCGCUCCAACUUCAUCUUCAAGAAGUCACAGGAGAACUUUGAGAGGAUUACGCUUCGGCGACUACUCCAAGUCCAAGACGGGAAUGCCGAGGUGGUGAGCAUCUGGUUGGCGUUCCUGCGCAAGUAUCAGUACUUUGGCGUGGGGGUGAAAGCGAAUGUCUACGAGCAUAGCGGGUUGGAC
Molecule: messenger RNA, 393 nt
Organism: Neohortaea acidophila
Lineage: Eukaryota; Fungi; Ascomycota; Dothideomycetes; Mycosphaerellales; Teratosphaeriaceae
Product: ribosomal protein S10 domain-containing protein
Exons: 1
Biological process (GO): translation
Cellular component (GO): small ribosomal subunit; ribosome; mitochondrion
Molecular function (GO): structural constituent of ribosome
Source: RefSeq, a predicted model, not a curated record